Molecule: messenger RNA, 489 nt
Organism: Paraphaeosphaeria sporulosa
Lineage: Eukaryota; Fungi; Ascomycota; Dothideomycetes; Pleosporales; Didymosphaeriaceae
Product: heterokaryon incompatibility
Exons: 1
Source: RefSeq, a predicted model, not a curated record
AUGUCGAUAAAGGAAGCAUCUGGCAAGUAUAUUGCAGGCUCGUACACCUGGGGCCCAUCGUCUCCCACAGCACCAAUCACCCUAAACGGCUCCACGUUUGAGAUUCGAGAGAAUUUACACGAUUUCUUGAAAGUGUGUCGCCAUAAAGACGACGCAGUUCUCAUAUGGGUCGACGCCAUCUGCAUAGACCAGUCGAAUCUCCUGGAGCGCACGCACCAGGUCGGACUGAUGGUCGACAUCUACGGUCAAGCUGCGGCUGUAGCGAUCUGGCUAGGGCCCAGUUCGGAGACGCUGGACUACGCCGUGGACAUAAUCGAGAAGCUUGGAACCGACGCCAGCAUCCAUCUCGAUUCAAAACACCCCCAUUCAGUCUUCGCGCCGGGUGAGGAUGAGGCAGAGAAGACUGUUGAAGUAGCGGCGUUUUUCAACCUGCCAUGGUGGUUUCGGGUUUGGACCGUGCAGGAAUAUGCGUUGGCCAAAAAACGGGUG